This is a messenger RNA of Anguilla rostrata (American eel), 3760 nucleotides long. RefSeq names its product poly(A) polymerase type 3-like. The transcript is spliced from 22 exons. Lineage: Eukaryota; Metazoa; Chordata; Actinopteri; Anguilliformes; Anguillidae. Gene Ontology annotation, cellular component: nucleus. Bases 135 to 2318 code for a protein of 727 amino acids. The record is from RefSeq and is a predicted model, not a curated record. Gene Ontology annotation, molecular function: poly(A) RNA polymerase activity; RNA binding.
UACGCUAACGUUACGCCAUGUUGAGGAGAAACAAAAGAACCGAGAAGUCAACAACGUUAGCGUCAUAGCUUUCCAUAAACACACUAGUUAUACAUGUUUUUUUAUAUGAAAAAAAUGCAGUAACAUGCAGUUUUAUGGUUAUUAAUCUGAGUACUGGAGAUAUAAUGCCGUUACCCCUUACAAACCAGGUGCAGGCGUCUCCACCGGCGCCAAAGCACUUUGGGAUCACGUCGCCUAUCAGCCUGGCCCCGCCGAAAGAGGCGGACCUGAUGCUCACACGGAAGCUGGUGGAGGCGCUCAAGCCCUACGGCGUGUUUGAGGAAGAACUGGAGUUACAGCGCAGGAUUUUGGUUUUGGGCAAAUUGAACACUUUGGUUAAAGAGUGGAUCAGAGACAUGAGUGAAACUAAGAAUUUGCCUGCAUCUGUGGUAGACAAUGUUGGAGGGAAGAUAUUCACCUUUGGUUCCUACAGGUUAGGAGUUCACACAAAAGGUGCGGAUAUCGAUGCCCUCUGCGUUUCUCCACGUCAUGUGGAGAGGUCGGAUUUUUUCUCCUCGUUUUAUGAGAAGUUGAAGGAGCAAGAGGAAGUUAAAGACUUGAGGGCAGUGGAGGAGGCUUUUGUUCCUGUAAUAAAAUUGUCCUUUGAUGGCAUUGAGAUUGACAUACUGUUCGCCCGAUUAGCGCUUCAAACCAUCCCAGAAAAUCUUGACCUUCGAGAUGACAGCUUACUACGGAAUUUGGACAUCCGCUGUAUAAGAAGUCUUAAUGGUUGCCGGGUGACUGAUGAAAUACUACACUUGGUUCCCAACAUAGAAAACUUUAGACUGACCUUGAGGGCCAUAAAGCUGUGGGCCAAACGUCACAACAUCUACUCCAACAUCUUGGGCUUCCUGGGCGGGGUGUCAUGGGCCAUGCUGGUGGCCAGGACCUGCCAGCUGUACCCCAACGCUGUGGCCUCGACGCUGGUGCACAAGUUCUUCCUCGUCUUCUCGAAAUGGGAAUGGCCUAACCCUGUCCUUUUGAAGCAGCCUGAAGACUGCAAUCUCAACUUGCCUGUGUGGGACCCCAGGGUGACCCCCAGUGAUAGGUACCACCUAAUGCCCAUCAUUACACCAGCAUACCCCCAGCAGAACUCUACCUACAAUGUAUCUGUGUCAACCCGUGGUGUCAUGAUGGAGGAGUUCAAGCAGGGUCUUGCCAUCACAGAUGAAAUCUUGCUGAAUAAAUCUGAUUGGUCCAAACUGUUUGAAGCACCAAACUUCUUUCAGAAAUACAAGCAUUAUAUUGUGUUGCUAGCGAGUGCACCGACAGAGAAACAGCAUCUGGAAUGGGUCGGCUUGGUGGAGUCGAAGAUCCGAAUCUUGGUGGGAAACCUUGAGAAGAACGAGUUCAUCACGCUGGCUCACGUGAACCCGCAGUCAUUCCCAGGACCCAAGGAGGGCAAUGUGAAAGAGGAGGUCAGCACAAUGUGGGUGAUCGGGAUUGUUUUUAAGAAAGUGGAGGGCUCUGAAAACCUCAACGUGGACCUGACCUUUGACAUCCAGUCCUUCACUGACACCGUGUACAGGCAGGCCAUCGGCAGCAAGAUGUUCGAAGCAGACAUGAAGAUCACGGCCAUGCACGUGAAGAGGAAGCAGCUUCAGCAGCUUCUUCCCGACCGCGUCAUCCACAAGCGCAGGAAGCACUCCACAGAGGGACCAAGCCCUCCCACAGACGGCUGUCUGGAUCUGUCCCAGGACAGUGACAACAGCAUGUCUGUGCCUUCGCCCACAGCCACGGGCAGGAGCGGGGCACCCAUUCAGAGCCAUGCCCCCACCCCCCGGGGGUCCAGUCCCGCCAUUCUCCUGACGGCUCCCUCCGAUGCCGCGGGAGGCCACCCCGCCUCGGCAGGUGACAAUGAGGGAUCUGCUCCCUCUUCCUGCACGCCCCCUAACAGACCCGCCCCGGCCCAAGUCCAUGCCUCCGUCCCCCCUCCCUCAGCAGCGAAACGGGCGGGUUCACCCCUGCUGGAGGAGAGGGCCAAAAGACUGAAGGUGGAGGAGGAUCCGUCCCAGGAUUCGUCCCUGGCUCCAUCCCUGGCUCCAUCCCUGGACCCAUCCCUGGCUCCAUCCCUGGACCCAUCCCUGGAAAAAGAGUCGGCAGGAGAUGGCGUGAGUGUCACAGAGAUGGGUGAGGGCGACGGCGCAUCUCAUGGUGAGGUGACGGCAGAGGCUGAAAUUAAGAGGCUCCCCAGCGCUGACCUGUCGGACGUGCCCCUCCUCCCGGCAAACCCCAUUUCAGUGGUCAAGAACUCCAUCAAGCUGCGGCUCAGCAGGUAGGGGUCGCACUGCACAACGGGAUGGCCUCCUCCAGGGGGGCGGCCCUACACCCCCCACCUUGCCCCUGAAAGCCAAAACCGCUCUGUGACGGCGCAGCCGGGCCAUGCCCAAUCGAGUCGGCGACCCCCGGCACCAGAGCACCCAAAGGAUCGCUUCAAAGGGACCCUCUGUGUCUGUUCCGGCUUUGUCCACCAGUGGGCGACACCGCUACCGUCUUCUGCAGUCUCCGCGAUGCCACUGUUUCUACUGGCACACUCAGUUUCACAGGAAAGCCAAGCUACGUAAAUGUCAUGCCCUCAAAUUGUAAAUGUGACUUGUACAAAAGUGUGUGCGUGCGCGUAUGCAUGUGUGUGUGUGUGUUUUUUACUGUUUGAGAAGUGCAGAGAAAAGGUAUUGACGGUGGUAACGUUUGAAUCAGAUGACUGUUUUUAAUGUAAAUUACAACUAGGUGCACUGCUACAGUAUCCAAAUUGAAAACGACAAGUCAGCACUGUUCAACUCCUAUGGGUCUUGGCGCCAUACAAAAAAAUAAAUAAGAAGAUAUAUUGUUAACAUGAGGUACUCAGCAGUUCAGUGCCUGUAGGUUGUGGUAGUGUAGUGUUGCUCUUCUUAAGGUUGCAGCAGACCUCGACAGCAUUGUGAUAAUUGAAACAGCCCAGGUUACAGUUAGUAACGUGACCAAAAACUUGGUCUGUGGAAAAAUGUGUUGAGCUGGCAUGCCAUCAUUCCUAUACAUUAAUGGUGGAGAUGUGAGCUGUUGCUGGAGCAUCUAUGUUCAGGGGUACUCCCAACAGUGGAGAAUGCUGCGUGAGAAACGUAGCCAUACAGACUUGUACCCGGCCGUUUGGUUAUAUUUACAGUAUACCUCAAGAGUGUGUUGUAUAAAAAAAUAAAAAAGGAAUAGAUGCAGAUGUUUGUGCAGAUUGUAAACGUUCAGUUGUGACCAUGUUUUUUUAAAUUUUUUUUUAAUUUUGUUCCAAUGUAGUCAAAAUAUGGGAAACAAAUUAUCUGACUUCACGUAUUUUAUAUUUCACACGAACAUUCAUAUUACUUGUAUUUUUAAAGUGUGUGGUCAUUCUUAAAUUCAGAAGAAAAAAGUUAAAUUGUGUCAUGAAGAGAUGAGAGUUGUUUGCUAUUUUAGGACAUUCUGACAUUGUUUCACAGAUCAAUAUUUGUUGUGACAUGGAAAAAAAGAAGAAGAAAAAAGCUUUGUCUUUCUCUUUGUGUUGAUGGAGUGGAAAAUGGUCUACCCUGGUAUUGUGAUGAAGACUUAAAUCUUGAGUUUUGCUUUCCCCUAGUUACUUCACAAGUCUUGUCGAUGUUGUCCUUCAUUCUUACCCAGCUCUCUCAGUUCUGAAACGUAUUGUUUUCUUAUUUCAAGGCUUAUUUGUAAGAACACCGUAUUGUGCUUUUUCACAAAUAAAGGUCAGAUAUCCUGAAAA